Molecule: messenger RNA, 1234 nt
Organism: Panonychus citri (citrus red mite)
Lineage: Eukaryota; Metazoa; Arthropoda; Arachnida; Trombidiformes; Tetranychidae
Molecular function (GO): phosphatidylinositol transfer activity
Source: RefSeq, a predicted model, not a curated record
CAUAAUCUUAAUCAUUGUUGGAUCACUUGAACACUUCACCUCGUCGCGUUCACAUCAAUACCUUUGUGUUUGGAAAAAAAAAGUUUUCAAAGUUUUUCAAUUAAUCAACUUUACAUUGAUUUUAAAUUGUUUCGAUUAUUGUAUUUCAUUGAUUCUCAUCAUAAUGAGCCUACUAAUUAACUCUGUUUUUACUGACAAUGGAAAUGAGAUAAUGAGAUCUGAAACGGAAGAGGAAAGAAAGAGGUUCAAGAUUGAAGAGCUUAAGCAGUUGUGUUUGAAUAUGAUAAACGAAGAUCCGGAUUAUUUUGACUCGAGAGACGUUGAAACGCUUAAAAGCGGCGAUAUUGGUGUUACACUGUUCCUUGAGGCGAAUGAUUGGAGAGUCGACUCUUCCUUUGAAGCACUUAAACGUCACUGUUGUUAUCGGCGAGAAAACAAAGUUCUAGAUCUGAAGAUGACUGAUUUUCCACGAGAACUUUAUCAAACGGGAUUGUGUAGCAAAGGUUUCGAUCGCUCUGGUCAUCCUUUGGUUUUCAUUAGAUUGGCUGUUUCACCAGGAUUCAAAGAGAUUAAUUCUUUGAUUGUUAAGAAUUUCCUAUUGGUGGCUGAAAUAGUUCGAAAUAAAGUUUUAUCGACCAAUAAAAAAGUUGGUGUCAUUUUUGACUGUAGACAAGCUCAAGUGGACAUUGGCCUUCUCAAAGAAGUACUCGAAAUUUUCACCAAAAAAUAUCCACCCAGUACUGAGUAUAUCGCAUUUCUUGAUAUGAAUUUCAGCUUUAAAAUGAUUCUUCAGGUAAUCAAAUACUUUUUCCCUAAAUAUCUUUGGUCAAAAAUGAUCUUCAUUGACCAGCCGACCUUAAAUUCAAUGAUUGACAAGGAUAAUUUACCUACGUACCUUGGUGGUGAAAUUGAAACUCUUUCCAAAACUGAACUAUCAGAGGUUCCUAGUCUAAUGGAUUAUGCUAAAUUGAACAAUAUCAAGGAUAAAGUUGCUGAGAAAAUGCUGACACACCUGAAGAAACAAAUUGCUCAAUGAUAAUAUUCAAUUACUUACAUAACUAUUAAUAUUAGUAGUUGACCAAAUCAUUAAUCAUGAUAAAUGUAAAUAAUUUACUCUUUUAAUUGAAAAUGAAAAAGAUGUGAAACUCUUGUCCUUUAGAUACUGUGUAUCUUAGCUAAAAAUCAUUAAUUGUAACAAUUAAAAAGUUUUUCUAAUGAGAUAAUUAAAAAAUAA